AUGGCGGCGUCGGCCCGCUGGCUGCUGUGCCUGUGCCUGGGCUGGGGCUGCCUGUGCCUGGCGCUGGGGGACGUGCUGCGGACUCGCUGGGUCGGGCUGCGGCGCCGGGCUGUCCCGGGAGCCGUGCGCGGCGGCCGGGCGAGAGCCGCGGCAGGUGACGACGGGCUGGGGCGGCGGCGGCCGGAGCGGCUGCAGGCGGGGGACAAGGUCUCCGAGCACAUGCUGCGGCUCUACGACCAGUACAGCGGCGGGCGGGCGGCGGCGCCGCGGCCCCAGGACCUGCCCGGGCUGCACCUCCGCCGGGGCAACACGGUGCGCGGCUUCCGCCCGCUGGCAGCAGGGAGCCCUGAAAGCCAGGAGAUGCACAUUUUUAACUUGACAUCGCUUACCAAGUCUGAAAAUGUUUUGUCAGCCUCGGUGUAUUAUUAUAUCGGUGAUCUGCUGCAGGCGAAGCGGAACUGUUCCCAAUCCAGAGGCUGUUCUCGUGACGGGCACAGGAAACCUGAAAUUCAGAUACGUCUUUCAGUUCGGAGCUUUCCUUCUGUUGGGAACCAGACUCGGAGCCUGGGACAUUUCUUAAUAAAUGUCUCCACGGCUUACCAGGAUGUCCUUCCCUGGCAGUGGAAAGAUAUCACUCAGCUCCUGUAUGAAGCAAAACAAAACAAUGAACUCCUGAUCGGCGUCAAAAUGGAUCUGAGCAGCCAUGACCCCUGGAAAAGGGCACCCUCUCGCUAUGAACCCUACAUUCUGAUUUAUGCCAACGAUUCUGCUAUUUCAGAGCCAGAGAGUGUUGUCUCUAGUUUGCAAGGGCACCGUCAUCCUCUGGCAAGGGUCUUUCCCAGGCCGGAAAACCACGUGAGGAGCAGUCUCGGGAAGCGGCGGCGAAAACGCUCAGCAAAUGUCCUCUUGCCGUUGCAGAAUAAUGAGCUUCCGGGAGCCGAGUACCAGUACAAUGAGGCUGAGAGAUGGGAAGACAGAAAACCCUACAAAACCUUCCAGCCACGGUUAGCAGAUAGGGCAAAGAUUAAAAAAAAGCAGAGGAAGAAUCAUCACCAGAAGAGCCAGACUCUCCAGUUCGAUGAGCAGACGCUGAAGAAGGCAAGGAGGAAGCAGUGGAAUGAGCCAAGGUAUUGUGCCCGGCGCUAUCUCAAGGUGGAUUUUGCAGACAUUGGCUGGAGCGAGUGGAUUAUUUCCCCUAAAUCCUUCGAUGCCUAUUAUUGCUCAGGGGAAUGCCAAUUCCCAAUUCCAAAGGCCUUGAAGCCAUCCAACCAUGCCACCAUCCAGAGCAUAGUGAGAGCUGUCGGGGUCGUCCCGGGCAUUCCCGAGCCUUGCUGCGUUCCUGACAAAAUGUCUUCUCUUAGUAUUUUAUUCUUUGACGAAAAUAAAAAUGUGGUUCUUAAGGUGUACCCCAACAUGACAGUGGAAUCCUGUGCGUGCAGAUAA
Messenger RNA from Gavia stellata (red-throated loon), 1443 nucleotides. RefSeq names its product bone morphogenetic protein 3 (gene BMP3). Gene Ontology annotation, biological process: BMP signaling pathway; osteoblast differentiation; SMAD protein signal transduction. The record is from RefSeq and is a predicted model, not a curated record. Gene Ontology annotation, molecular function: growth factor activity; cytokine activity. The coding region runs from base 1 to 1443 and encodes 480 amino acids. Gene Ontology annotation, cellular component: extracellular region. Lineage: Eukaryota; Metazoa; Chordata; Aves; Gaviiformes; Gaviidae. The transcript has 3 exons.